Gossypium arboreum is the source of this 4562-nucleotide messenger RNA. RefSeq lists its product as uncharacterized. The transcript has 17 exons. The coding region runs from base 1654 to 4263 and encodes 869 amino acids. Lineage: Eukaryota; Viridiplantae; Streptophyta; Magnoliopsida; Malvales; Malvaceae. The record is from RefSeq and is a predicted model, not a curated record.
ACAAAGCAGGGCCCAAGAUCCAAAGCCACAAGAAGCAAUGCCUUCAAAAAACAACUCUUCAAGAGGCAAGCCGUUAUCGUUGCAAACAUUGACAAUAAAAGAGACUUGCGCCCCGGUAACUUUUACACUCAGUUAUCAAAAUAAAAACAAUAACAGCAACUUGCUUUGACAAAUCUUCGCUCAGUGCGAUGGGUCACCUUCCCUGAAAGGAGCACAGUAAUGCAUAAACCCACUAAUGGAGCCACGGCAGACUCAAGAUUUCACCUAAUUAUUAUUAUUAUUAAAUUUAAAUUCCAAUAACUUUUUUAUUUUCUAGCAAAAGAAAAAAAAGUUACACAAGAUUCUUUCUCUCUUUAUUCAUUUUUCCCUCAAAAUUUUCCAGACAGAAAUGAAGAUAUUAAUUGCGAGAUUGGCUCCAAAGCGAAAGAUUUGAUGAUGGAAUCAAAAGAGAUAUCCGAAGAGGGGGACAAAACAACCUCACUAAUUUUUCAAACUUUAAUUUACUUUUUAGCUUUCAGAAUCUUUCUCGUAAAGUUACCCACCUGAAAUGAAAAAAAAAGAAACGAAAACACAGUUGUCGAGAAAAAUGGACGGCAAUGAGCAUGUGCGACUUCGGAGGAUUUCACUCAAAACUUUUUCAUGCUUUAAUGCGCGUUUAAUUCACGCUCAUAAAGGAAAGAGUCAAGAAGUGUAUUUCAUUUUUCCUGCCCUUUCGUUGUGCCAUUGCCUUCGCCAUCGCUUAGACGACUCGUCGACUUUCCAAUAAAAAAAAGCAUCAUACUUUGUUGUCAAUGGAAGUUAUUGCCUCUGCCAUUUUGUAUAUUGCUUAUUGUUUACAAGAUUAUAUUUUUUAAAGGGAAGUUAAUGCUUGUUGUUUUUAUAAUUAGGGGAAAAGCGCCUUCGCUUGAUCUCCUCUUCUAUGUCUAACCUUCCCUUUCUCUCAUGUUAUAUAUAACUUUUUUAACCCCCUUCUAUUUUUGGCAUUUCCCUUCCCCUCUCUCUCGCUUGAAGGAACUAAAACUUCGCUAAUCAGACAACUAAAAUAUUAGUAAUAAUAAAAGCAAGUAAGGAAACAUCUCUCCUGUUUCUCUUCCACUUAUGCUUGAUGUUAUUGCUUAUUUAUUUCUUGUAUCAUUUGCAUUACCUGGGUUUCAAUUCCUUUUAUUACAUCACCUUUUUUUUUCCCGUUACAAAAGAGUUACUGCUUUGAUUCUCUUUCUGAAGAAUUUAAAUCUGUUGGGAAUUUUUAACCGAUUGGUUGUCUUUUCUUAUCUUUUUUUUUCCCUCAGGGGUUCCUUUUUUUAAAUUUUGCAUUACAGGGUGUUAGUACUGUAGGAGUCAUUACAUUUACAGUCAAGGUACUGGUAUUCAAACUGUAUACUUUGUGUAUCAAGGGGCAAUUUUUUAUUGGAUUUUUUGAAGCUUAUAUUGUGGAAGCUUUCAUGGUUUGGGGUUAGUGAGAGAAUUUGAGGAUUAAGAGCAUAUAAAAGGGAACCCUUUUCAUAUCUUUGUGUAUUCUGUGAUAAGCUUUACUUGAAGAGGAUGGUAUCUCGUAGAUUCUGCAGAAUAAAUGAAAAAGUUUGAAUCUUUUAGUUGGCAUGGCUGACAAUUUAAUUAACAAUGUAAGAUGAGAUAAAAGGAAGUGUUUAGAAAAUGGAAACCAAGGAAGAAGCUGAAGGACAUGAAGACCAAUCACAAUCAACAAUUUGGGAAUUGGACCAUGGUUUUGAGGAGGAGGCUGUGAAAGUGGAUGGGGGAGUUCAGAAUCCCGUGCACUCUGGAAGCACUGCUUCUCCAAGGCUGCUGCCAUUGGGGCAUAGGCGCACUAAGAGUGAAUUCACAACUGCAGGACACAAGCGUACCAAUAGUUUCCAGAGAUUGAAAACUCAGAUGCAGAGGGCUUGGCGAUGGGGUGGCAAUUCAAGGGAUGAAAGAUAUCGGCCAAGCUUCAAUCCUGAGGUUUUGGCAAACCAGAAACGCCAGUGGUACCAACUCCACUCCAAAUCUAUGGAUCGUAUUAAAUAUGAGCACCCAAAGUCAAUCUUUGAGCACUUCAUUAUUGUUGGGAUUCAUCCAGAUGCUAGUCUUGGGGAGAUGGAAAAAGACUUUGCUAAAAGGAAGAAGUGGGAGAUGGAGAUGAAAAAAUCUGGAAUCAUAGAUCUUAAGAUAAUACAGCAUCAUGGACCUCCACUUCCAACAUUUGAACCUCAGUUACUUUUCAGAUACCCUCCUGGGAAGAGGAUACCUAUGCGUUUGAAGGACUUAGCCAACUUUUGUUUUCCUGGGGGUGUUAAGGGACGAUUGCUGGAAAGAACCCCGUCAUUUAGUGAUCUAAAUGAGCUUCUUUAUGGACAGGAGCAUUUGGCCACAGACGAUUUAGCAUUUAUUUUUUCACUUAAGGUGGCAGGCAAUGUUACGGUUUAUGGUGUUUGCUUACAUAUACCGGAACUUGUUCAGAGGCAGCCUGGUAUUUUAGAUGGUACAUCGCCUAUUCCAACGUCAACUGGAGCAUGCAGCCAGCUUAUGGUAUCUGCACCUCGUUGCUAUUGUUUGCUAACUAGAGUGCCUUUCUUUGAGUUACACUAUGAGAUGUUGAACAGGUUAAAGUUGAUUCCUCUCCCUCAUGACCCCUGGAAUUCUUUGUCUUUGAAAUUUGAGGUAGAUGUUAAACGUAAUUAUAAAGCUGUUGAUGCCCUCAUUCUCAAUGUCUCUUUUUUUUUACUUGCAUGCAGUAUCAUUGCACAGGAGCGCCUGAAUCGAAUAACAGAAUUUGUUAAUGAAAUGUCUUUGUCUCUCAAUGAUUAUGCGCCAUCUGUCACCAAACUAGAUGAACAAAUGAAUGAUAAUACUGAGUCUCUAGAUGGGGAGUAUGUUAAUGAUUGGAUGGCUUCUGCAAUAUCUGUUAACAAUGCCUUAACUCAUAGUCCCAUUGCUGCUGAAAUUAUUGCCGAUGAUGAGGUUUCAUCUGUUUCACUAAAGAUAAGUUCACCGAUGUCACCUGAAAGUGUAGCAGCAAGUGAGGCUUCAGAUUUGGGUCACCUUAGCGAAAUAGAAAAGGAUGGUAGAAAAAAUGUGCUAUACUUUGACGAUAAUAUAUCUGAAACCUCAGAAUAUCGCUCCGAUGCUUUGGAAAGAAUUAAUGGGAACUAUGAAAAUGGACAAGCUUCUCCUGAGAUUGGAACAUUUGUUGGCAUGAGAAGCCGUACUAUGGACAGAAUGGGAAGUUCUCAAUCCCUAUUCAGUCCAACUAGAAGCCUGGCAUUAGAGGAUGAUGACGAGGAUGAUGACCUUUUCUCGAAUCCUGAGAGAGAUUUUAGAGAUGACUUCAUAUUGGAGUGGGCUAGGGAAAACAAAAACGAUAUUCUACAGAUCGUUUGUGCUUAUCAUGCUUUACCUAUUCCGCCACAAGGGAAAGAAAUACUUUUUCAGCCUCUUGAGCAUUUACAGGCUAUUGAAUAUGUGAGACCUCCAGUUUCUGCCUUUGGACUGGAUAAAAGCUAUUUAUCUUCGUUUGAACCGUCUGAGGUUGAUGCAAAGUUGGCAGCUGCUGAGGAAGCUUUUGCACUUUCUGUAUGGACAACGGCAACAAUUUGUCGAGUUCUUUCUCUUGAUAGUAUUUUGGCAGUGCUUGCUGGAGUAUUACUGGAAAAACAGGUUGUUGUAAUUUCCCCAAAUCUGGGUGUCUUAUCGGCUGUGGUGUUAUCUAUAGUUCCUUUGAUUCGUCCGUUUCAGUGGCAGAGUUUAUUUCUUCCAGUGCUGCCGAUGAGGAUGCUUGAUUUUCUUGAUGCGCCGGUUCCUUUUCUUGUUGGCGUACAACAUAAACCCAACGAAUUGAAAAUGAAAGCAUCUAAUCUUGUUCAAGUUAAUUUGCUCAAAAACCAGGUGAAAAUGUGUUACUUGCCUACACUUCCUCGACAUAAAGAGCUUGUAACGGAACUAAGGUCAAUACAUUCCAGACUGUCAUAUGAAGGUUCAAUUGCUAACAAACAUCCUACAUAUAGGUGCAAUGAAGUGCAGGCUGAAGCUGCAACGCAAUUUUUGACAGUCAUGCGACAGUACCUCGAGUCACUUUGUGCAAAUCUGAGAUCUCAUACAAUUACUAGUGUACAAUCAAACCAUGACAGGGUUUCUUUACUACUUAAAGAUAGCUUUAUUGACUCUUUUCCUAGUAAGGAGCAGGCGUUUAUUAAGCUGUUUGUAGACACACAACUAUUCAGCGUUCUAUCAGACUCUAGAUUGUCAAGCUUCGAAAAUGAGCACUAACAUAAUCUGAUUAACAGGUACAUAGCAUCAGGAUAAGCUUCCUAGAUGCAAAACUCCAUCAGAUAUAAAGUACUGUAUAGCCUUGAAGAGUGAUGGCCCUCUGAAACACCAUCAGUUGCGACCCUAAGCCCUCAUCGAAUUAUAGAGGGUGCAGUGCUGUAAAAACGUGUACACGCUUGGCAGCGAAAGGUUGCUAAAAUGCUUAGGAACUCAAACUUCGUCCUUGCUUGCAGAUCCUUGUAAAUGUCAAUAGUUUAAUUGAACAGUUCAUACUUUAUAGAGCAACUCUUAUUGAAUGA